AUGGCCACCUCGAGCUGGGAUAAGUUUAUCCUGCUGCUUUGGAAGAACUGGAUCAUCCAGAAGCGUCACUAUGUGCAGACGCUGUUUGAAAUUCUGAUCCCUGCCAUUGCCUGCGUUGUGCUGAUAGUGGUCCGUGGUCUCGUCGAUGCGGAUGUGUACGAUGAACCGACCACGUGGAAACCGCUGGAAAUAAACACCGUUCGACACAUGAUGCCAGAAUUGAAUCCCAAUAUAACGCCGCCGAUAACGUUCAUGCUAGCGUACAGCCCCCAAACACCGCUGACCGAGAGGAUCAUGAGAAGGGCCGUCGAUCAGAUCCUGGAACCGAUCGAUAUAGCCGGCUUCGAUAACGGUCAGCGUAUGGAGGACUUCUUCCGGCUAAACUAUUCUCUAGCAGGUGUAGAGUUUCCAGAAAGCUUCCGGACCAUCGAUACACUGCCGGAUAAUGUAACUGUUUCACUGCGCUUCCCGGGCGAGAUGCGAACCCUGCAGGAUGACUUCACCGCGUUCUGGGCGAACUGGGCAACGGAACUGAUGUUUCCCGCGUUCCAGAUCGCAGGUGCUCGUGAGCGGGAGCGAGACGAUGCCGGAUACCCGGCGAACUACUACAAUGAAUCAUUCAUCGCGGUACAGAGCGCUGUCUCGCGGGCGAUCAUUUUAGAGCGUGACCCUUACUUCGCACUACCGGACAUAUACCUGAAUCGUUUCCCCUAUCCGCCUUACUACAGUGAUCCACUGCUGACCGGGUUCGAGAAUCUGCUCCCACUCAUCGUAGUCAUCGCAUUCUUCUACACCGCCAUUAACACCGUCAAGUACAUCACGGUCGAGAAGGAGAAGCAGCUGAAGGAGGCAAUGAAGAUUAUGGGGCUGCCGAGCUGGUUGCACUGGUCGGCAUGGUUUGUGAAGUGUUUGCUGCUGCUGAUCGUCUCGAUCUCGCUGAUUGUGGUGCUACUGUGCGUGAACAUAACCACCAACACCGACCUGGCGAUCUUCGAGUACGCCGAAUGGACGAUCGUUUGGUUCUACCUGUUCGUGUUUAGCAUCACAACGAUCUGCUUCUGCUUUAUGGUGAGCACGUUCUUCUCCAAGGCUAACAUUGCGGCCGGCAUUGCCGGUUUGCUGUGGUUCAUCCUGAUCGUGCCGUACAACAUUGCGUUCUCGAACUACGACGACAUGACGGCCGGUGCGAAGUUGGCACUGUGUCUCUUCUCCAACUCCGCCAUGUCGUUCGGGUUCAUGCUGAUGAUGCGCCACGAAGGCACGGCCACCGGAUUGCGGUGGUCCAACUUGUUCGAUCCCGUCUCGGUGGAUGACGAUUUUUCCGUCGGUGACACGAUGAUCAUGCUGUUGGUUGAUGCCCUCCUCUACCUGCUGAUAGCGCUCUACGUGGAGAAGGUGUUCCCGGGCGAUUAUGGCAUUGCGGAACCGUGGUAUUUCCUGUGCACCAAGAAGUUCUGGUGUAAGGAUGCGCAGAAAAAGCAUGAACCUGUGGCAACGCUGGACUUUACGACCGAGAACAGCACCAACAUCGAACGAGAACCGGACAGCAAGUAUGCGGGCGUCCGCAUACGUAAGCUACGGAAAGAGUUCAAGAAGAACAAGGUGGCCGUACAGGGGCUGAACCUGAACAUGUACGAAGACCAGAUCACAGUUCUGCUCGGGCAUAAUGGGGCCGGCAAGACCACUACCAUGUCGAUGCUUACCGGCAUGUUUUCACCCACGUCCGGAACGGCACUGAUCAAUGGGUAUGACAUACGGGACAAUAUAGAUGCGGUGCGAAGCUCGCUGGGAUUAUGUCCCCAGCACAACGUGCUGUUCAACGAGAUGACGGUAGCGGAGCACAUCGAGUUCUUUGCCCGUUUGAAGGGUGUUCCGCGAAACAAAAUUAAGGAAGAAAUUCGCCACUACGUGCAGCUGCUCGAGCUGGAAGACAAGCUCAACAAGCAGUCUCAAACCCUGUCUGGCGGUAUGAAGCGGAAGCUGUCGGUCGGAAUAGCGCUUUGCGGUGGCUCGAAGGUGGUGCUUUGCGACGAACCGACUUCCGGCAUGGAUCCAUCUGCCCGGCGCGCCCUGUGGGAUUUGUUGAUCAAGGAGAAGCAGGGCCGUACCAUACUGCUGUCAACUCACUUCAUGGAUGAGGCGGAUAUUCUGGGCGAUCGCAUCGCGAUCAUGGCCGAGGGUGAACUGAAGGCCUGUGGGUCUUCCUUUUUCUUGAAGAAGCGUUUCGGCGUAGGCUAUCGGUUGAUCUGCGUGAAAGGUGCGAACUGUGACCGUGCUCGUCUAACCGGGUUGCUCAGGCGGCACAUUCCCACCAUCAACAUCGACACCGACAUCGGUUCGGAGCUGUCGUACGUGCUGAAUGAAGACUACACAGCCGUUUUUCAGGAUCUGCUGCGCGAUCUGGAAGAGAACGUGGAACAGUGCGGCAUAACCAGCUACGGCAUCUCGUUGACCACGCUCGAGGAGGUGUUUUUGCGCGUCGGAAGUGAUUCAUACGCGUUGGAUCAGAAAUCGAGCUCGAACGAUGUCGAGCAGGACAGCAACGGGGUAAGCUUUGGGGCGUCAAACGUCACGAUGAAUCAGACGAGCGAUACACAACCACUGCUGGACGGUUCCGGCUUGGUUUGGAACCAACUGUUUGCCAUGCUGCUGAAGAAGUACAUUUCCACCAAACGAAGCUGGGUGCAGAUGCUGGUGCAAGCGUUGAUACCAAUCUACUUUGUGAUCGUUACCGUAAUCAUCGUACGGACCUUCCCAGGACAGACGGACCUACCUCCGAUACCGAUCAAUGUGUACAACUACAGUGAGACAAACACGAUCCUUCAGGCCUCGUCACCUGGCAGUCCGUUCCCGGAUGGCUUCAGAUCACUGUUCAGAGCGUACCCAAACACCCAUCGGUUGCAAGUGAUCGACACUGAUAUCGUGAAAUACAUUCUAGAUCUGUCGGUCGAGAAUAUAGGUCUUGUUAACCGGGAGUUCAUGGCGGCAGCUUCGAUCACCCCGACGAAUCACACCGUUUGGUGGAACCCAACCGGGUUUCACACUGCACCGUUGGCGCUCAACUUCAUGUACAACGCGAUCAUCAAGUCGAUCAACACCAACUUCGAGAUUACCAUUAUCAACAAACCGCUACCAUUCAAGGCUGAAACGAGAUUCACGCAACUGCAAGCAGGCAACAAUCUCGGUUUCCAGAUAUCGUUCAACACGGGAUUCGCAAUGUCCUUCAUAGCGGCACUGUACAUCAUGUUCUACAUCAAGGAGCGCACAAGCCGGGCCAAGUUGCUGCAGUUCGUCAGCGGUAUCAAUGUGUUUACGUUCUGGAUCGUGUCCUUCGUCUGGGAUUUCUUCACGUACGUCAUCACGGCGCUCAUCUACAUUGCGACGCUGGCCGCCUUCCAAGAGGAGGGUUGGUCUUCGUUCGAGGAGCUCGGACGUGUGUUUUUAGUGCUGAUAGUGUUCGGUUUAGCGUUCCUGCCCGUGACCUAUCUCUUCUCGUUCUGGUUCGAAGUGCCGGCGACGGGUUUCGUGAAGAUGAUGAUAGUGAACAUAUUCAGUGGAACGAUCUUCUUUACCGCCGUGUUUCUGCUCGGCUUUGACGGGUUUGAUCUGAAGGACGUGGCAAACGGUCUCGAGUGGGCGUUCAUGAUAUUCCCGCUGUUCUCGCUCAGCCAGAGUCUGAGCAACAUUAACGUCCUGUCGACGACCGAGUCGGUGUGUCGGGAACAGUGCACCGAGGAGACGGCCGCCCUGUGCUCGCAGGAGUACAUCUGCAGCCUGCUGCCGCAGUGCUGCGACACAAACAUCUUCUCGUGGGAAACGACCGGCAUCAAUCGGCAGCUGAUGUACAUGGGUGUGGUGGGACUGGUCGGAUUUCUGAUACUGAUGGGCAUCGAGUUUCGUGUUGUGGAGCGACUGUUGAAACGUCGCAAGCGAUCGUCCGGUACGGCGCUGCCACCGGCCAGCGAAGACUCCAACAUGGAUGGCGAUGUCUGGGAGGAGAAGAGACGCGUGAAAUCGUUGUCCGACGGUGAGGUGUCGAACACAAACCUGGUGAUUAACGAACUGACCAAGUAUUAUGGUAAGUUCCUGGCGGUAAACCAACUGUCCGUAUCGGUGGAAGGUUCGGAAUGUUUCGGAUUGCUGGGUGUUAACGGAGCCGGUAAGACGUCCACGUUCAAGAUGCUCACAGGCGAUGAAAACAUUUCGGCCGGCGAGGCCUGGGUGAGGGGCAUCAGCCUCAAGAGUAACCUCAACCAGGUGCAUAAGGUGAUCGGCUACUGUCCACAGUUUGAUGCGCUGCUGGAAGAUCUCACCGGCAGGGAGACAUUGAAGAUAUUUGCUCUGCUGCGGGGCAUCCCCAAGCACGAGAUUGGAUUCGAAACGUUGCGGCUAGCCGAGGAGCUUAACUUCAUGAAGCACAUCGACAAGCGCGUGAAGGAGUACAGUGGUGGCAACAAGCGAAAGCUUAGCACGGCACUGGCCCUGUUAGCGAAUCCGGCCGUCGUGUAUCUGGACGAACCGACCACCGGUAUGGAUCCCGGUGCGAAGCGUCACCUGUGGAACGUAAUUAUCGACGUGAAGAAAGCGGGCAAAUCCAUCGUCCUAACGUCACACAGCAUGGAGGAGUGCGAAGCCCUUUGCACCCGGCUAGCCAUCAUGGUGAACGGCGAGUUUAAGUGCAUCGGAUCAACGCAGCACUUGAAGAACAAGUUCUCCAAGGGCUACUUUUUGACCAUCAAGCUCAACCGGACGGGCGACGGCUCAACGUCUAAUGGGGACCCGGUGAAACAGUUCGUGGCACACAACUUUUCCCAAGCAGUUCUCAAGGAGGAAUACCACGACUCUCUAACGUAUCACAUCACACAAUCUGAGCUGAAGUGGUCCACAAUGUUUGGACUGAUGGAGCAAGCCAAAAAGACACUUGACAUCGAAGAUUACGCACUGGGACAGACAUCGCUCGAGCAGGUUUUCCUGUUCUUCACCAAAUAUCAACGAGUUACGGACGAUAACUAA
Molecule: messenger RNA, 5013 nt
Organism: Anopheles moucheti
Lineage: Eukaryota; Metazoa; Arthropoda; Insecta; Diptera; Culicidae
Product: phospholipid-transporting ATPase ABCA3-like
Exons: 6
Coding region: 1-5013 (1670 amino acids)
Biological process (GO): transmembrane transport; lipid transport
Cellular component (GO): intracellular membrane-bounded organelle; membrane
Molecular function (GO): lipid carrier activity; ATP hydrolysis activity; ABC-type transporter activity
Source: RefSeq, a predicted model, not a curated record